GCCUCAUUUACUCUGCGUAUGACGUAACCCACUAGUAGCCUACUAGCUGGUUUGCUAACAAGAAGGAAAAUGGAUUCUCCCAUACUGGAACCAUCCCUCUACACUGUCAAGGCAGUCCUGAUUCUGGACAACGAUGGAGACAGACUCUAUGCCAAGUAUUAUGAUGAUACCUACCCAACAGUAAAGGAGCAGAAGGCCUUUGAGAAGAACAUAUUCAACAAAACACACAGGACUGACAGUGAGAUAGCAUUACUUGAGGGCCUCACUGUUGUCUACAAAAGCAACAUAGACCUCUUCUUUUAUGUGAUUGGAAGUUCCCAUGAAAAUGAGCUUAUGCUUAUGGCUGUUCUAAAUUGCCUUUUUGAUUCCCUCAGUCAAAUGUUGAGAAAAAAUGUUGAGAGGAGGGCUUUGUUGGAGAACAUGGAGGGGCUCUUCCUGGCUGUAGAUGAGAUUGUAGAUGGAGGGGUGAUCCUAGAAAGUGACCCUCAACAAGUUGUGCACCGUGUAGCCCUUAGAGGUGAUGAUGUGCCUUUGACAGAGCAGACGGUCACACAGGUUCUUCAGUCGGCUAAAGAGCAGAUCAAGUGGUCACUCCUACGAUAGAGUCACCUCUGCGCCGGCCUAUCUGUGAGAGUCUGCUCAGCCCAGUCUUCAUGGCACUGAUCCACAUACUCCUUUUCCUCCGAUUUCCACUCCUUCAAUCAGAGCUGUGAGGAGAUCCGAUGGCUGAUCCAGUCACACUCCCAGGACUACUACUGCUUGACAAUUUCUUCUUCUUCUUUUUUUUUUUUUUUUCAUAACUAUUCUUGCACAGGCUUGCAUUAUGUGACAUAAUCCACAUGGGGAUAAGAUUUGGUGUACAUUCCAGUACCAGGGCUGCCCUGGUGUGUUCUGUUUGUUGGUUUCAUUGCAGAACCUUGGACUUUAUAAAACCAGCGUAUCUGUCUGUAAAGCCUAUGGCAACAUUCCAUGUGUCCUGAACAAGAAUUUAAUUUACACCCUCCUUAUUUCUCCAGAUUACUGUGUGAAGUAUUGAGCCACUGUCUUAUGAACCAGUCCAAAUGAAUAUUGUGAUUAAAAUGUGUACAACUCUUA
Messenger RNA from Cheilinus undulatus (humphead wrasse), 1095 nucleotides. It is a transcript of the gene copz1, whose product is annotated as COPI coat complex subunit zeta 1. The record is from RefSeq and is a predicted model, not a curated record. Gene Ontology annotation, cellular component: COPI vesicle coat. Gene Ontology annotation, biological process: retrograde vesicle-mediated transport, Golgi to endoplasmic reticulum; intracellular protein transport; intra-Golgi vesicle-mediated transport. NCBI's taxonomy places the organism in Eukaryota, Metazoa, Chordata, Actinopteri, Labriformes, Labridae. The transcript is spliced from 9 exons. Bases 70 to 603 code for a protein of 177 amino acids.